AUGCAGCAUCCAACGGCGGCGGCGGCGGCGGCUGUGGUGGUGGCGGAGCAGAAGCUGCAGUGUCCCCGGUGCGAGUCUACCAACACCAAGUUCUGCUACUUUAAUAACCACAGUAUCACCCAGCCCCGGUACCUCUGCAAGGGCUGUGGCCGCCACUGGACCCAAGGCGGCUCCCUCCGGAACAUCCCCAUCGGGGGGCGGUCCCGGAAGAACACGAAGCGCGGCGGUGGCGCCGCCAAGCGCUCCAACAACCACCCAGCCAUAAUCCCCACCGCCAUCCCGCAGCCACAGCCGCCACUCUACCACCCUAACACCGAGUCCAUCUCCUCGCUGUACGCAUCGACGACCGAAAUCGACCACCUGAUGCUGAAUAUGACGGGGAGCUUCACCGCCCUUCUCUCCUCGGAUGCCAUCUUCCGCAACGUUAUGGGUAACUUCCAGGAGGAGCCGGGCUUCAUCGCCCCUCGUGGUGUAAGCAGUGUGGGAUGUACCACCCUUGAUCUUCUGAGGUUCCCCAAUGGAGGUGCGUCGACACCCCCGCCGCCGCCAACGCCAUAA
This is a messenger RNA of Spirodela intermedia, 558 nucleotides long. Lineage: Eukaryota; Viridiplantae; Streptophyta; Magnoliopsida; Alismatales; Araceae. The record is from the annotation of a GenBank genome assembly.